AUGAAUGUCGAACAACUGAAAACUUUGUGUGAGGAAGGAAAAUUCUAUGAAGGACAACAAAUGUUUGUGGUUCUUUAUAACAAGACAUAUAAACAAGAGAAAUAUGAUAAAUGUGCUCAGAUUUUACUUUCGGGAAUUAAUAAGAUGCAUCAAUAUAAACAAGUAGCUCUCAUGAUUGAUCUAGCGAAAUAUUUAGUUUCAAUGUUUACUAAAAUGGAUGCAUCCACCACUCAUAAAUAUGCCAUAAAGGACGAUCAGAUAGCAGCAAUAGAUAUUAUCAAACAUGUUAUUGAGUUAUAUCACGAAUUGGAAGACAAUGCACCAAAAGAAGAUAUUCAAAGAAUGAUUGGAUUUUUGGAGAAGGUAGUUACGUGGAGUGCUCAAUCUCAAGUUCCGAAAAUUUCCGAUAAUCACGGAGAACCUUUUAUUCACAUGGAAUUGGGAAAACUAUAUUUUACAUUAGGAAAUUAUGAAGAAAGUAACAAAAACUUUUUGAAAUCCAACUCUCCUGAUGAGUUUUCUGCCAUGAUUUCAGAAUGGAUGAAAAAAGGAGAAAAAUCAGAAUUUGAUUUAUUUAUUACUCGGGCAGUAUUACAAUUAUUAUGUGCCAAGAAGGAAGAAAUGGCAAGAAAAGUCUACAAGCUGCUUAUUGAAAAAACUGAAAAGGAGACUGCAACUCCACUUUUGAAUUUUGUGAAAUUCUUACUUCUUUCCAUUGAAAAGAAUAACCUAGCUCUGUUCACAUACAUCACAAACAAAUAUCAAUCCGAGCUUACUAGAAGAGAUGCUAGUUUUAAGGAGCUCUAUACUGAUAAGAUUGCGUCUAUUUAUUUUGGAGUCAAGUCCGCCAAAAGUCAAACGGGUUUGAGUUCCAUGAUCAAUUCUCUUUUUUCUUCCAUGAUGAAAUAA
Molecule: messenger RNA, 909 nt
Organism: Naegleria fowleri
Lineage: Eukaryota; Heterolobosea; Eutetramitea; Acrasida; Naegleriidae
Exons: 2
Coding region: 1-909 (302 amino acids)
Biological process (GO): protein insertion into ER membrane
Cellular component (GO): cytosol
Molecular function (GO): protein binding
Source: RefSeq, a predicted model, not a curated record